Ichthyophthirius multifiliis is the source of this 2744-nucleotide messenger RNA. Its product is annotated as MIR domain protein. The record is from RefSeq and is a predicted model, not a curated record. NCBI's taxonomy places the organism in Eukaryota, Ciliophora, Oligohymenophorea, Hymenostomatida. Gene Ontology annotation, biological process: calcium ion transport. The transcript has 7 exons.
GUAACUUUUUUGUGAAGGGCAUAAUAUUUAUUUGUAGAAUUAUUUAAGAAAAUAAAUUAAUUCCAAGUAUAAUUAUGAUUUAAUUUCAGUAACUACAAAACUUUUGAUGUCUUAUAGAAUAUCUUCAGAAACAUAUCAUGAAAUAGAAUAAUGUUUCGAUACUUUAACAGAAUUUAUAUAAGGGCCUUGUAAAGAUAAUUAGGAUACUAUUUCUAAUACAAAGUUUUUGGAAUAUGCUGUUUAGGUUUUAACAGAAGAUGAGAGACUAUACUAAUUAAAAGAUGAAAAAGUAAAUUAAAGUAAGUUAAUGGAAAAUAAUUAAAUAGUAAAUAUUAUAAAUGAAGAAACUAAAAACAAUAAUGAAUCAACUCCUUUAAAAGAUUCUAGAAUUUAAUUAAUAAAAAAUGAUAAGAAUAAUUGGUGUCUUAGAAAAAAUAUAUGAAAAAAAAAAUGAUAUAAAUAAGUUUGCUAUUCAUCUUGCUGAAAUAGCCCGUUUAAAAUAUAAAUGCUUAAUUACUGUUGUUUCUUUGCUCGAAUGUAAUGAUUCGAGAAGUGAUUUUAUUAUGAGAAUUAUGAGAAUUAUUCCUGUUAAGGUUCUUACUGAAAAUCUUACUAAAAUUUAUUAGCUUUAUUAAAAGUAUACAAAAGACGAUUAUAAUGAUGAUCUUUUUAAUACUAUGGAUAAAGAUAUUGAAGAAGGAGAUCAUAUUGAAGAAAAAUAAUCUCUUAUUAUUGAGAAUGGAUUUCAUUUAUAUACUUUAAUUAAAUUGUAUAUUUCAAAUAAAGAAUUCGAUGAUUUACUUGAUGAUAAUGAUGAAGAUAUGAAUGCUAUUUUAGAUGAAUUUAAAUAAGAAGAUGAUGGAAUUCUUUAAUCUAUUUUUAAUAAAGAUAACUUGUUUGGAAAUAUGGCAAAAUUAGGUAUAGGAUUUAAAGAUGAUAAAUAAGAAGAAAUGUAUAAAUUAAAAUAAAAACAAGAUAAAAAAUUGCUAAUAAAAAAUGUUUAAAAAAUAAUAAUAUUUAAAUAUUUAUAUAAAUUAAAAUAGGCACUUUAAUUUUUCAAAUAAAAAACAUGCCAAAUCGAAAUUAUAAGAGAUGGAGAAUUAUAAACAAUAUAUUUCCCAAAACUGCCUUUAUGUUUUACUUUGGCAGAUGAAGUAAAAGACGAUUUUAAUAAUUAAGUAGACCGUUCAUCAACUAAAGCAAAAAUAACAUGCUUAAUGAAUUAAAGUGAUAGAAUAAUUCGAAUAAUGAAACAUGAAGAAAGGGUUAGAAGAUUAGUAAAUACAUAAAAAAUAAUAGGAUUUAUUGUGAAUAACCAUAAAUUAUUAGAAAACCUAUCAUUUUGUUUUGCUAUUGCUAUAAACCUUAUAGUUAUAGGAUCUUAUUCUAAUACGUAUUUUGAUAAAGACUAUUUUGAAUCAAAAGGAAUAAAAGAAACUGAUGCAUAUUAUCAAGAUUCUUUAUAAUAUACAAGAUUAAGAGAUCCUAGAUUUUUUGGAAUUGAAAAAUAUAAAGAGACGGGUCGCAUUAUAUAGAUUAUAGGAUUAAUAAAUCUUGCAUUAGUAAGUAUUGUUGUAGCCUUUUUUUUAAUUAAAAGAGCUCCUUUAAUCGUUGAAAAUAUUUGGAAGAACUUUUUUAAAGGAGGAUAUUUGAAUAUUUUAUAAAAAUUUAUUUAAUUUAUUAUUAAUACCCUUCGUUCUAUUUACCUUUGUUUAUAAGAUUUUGAUAUUAUUUAUUAUUGCUUAUAAUUGUGUUUUGCCCUUAUUGGGCUUACUUAUCAUCCUUUCCUUUUCGCAGGCCUUCUUAGUGACUUUUUAAGAUUUGAUAUACUUUCAAAUGUUGUAAAAGCCAUUUAUGAACCAAAAAUUGAAAUGGGUUUGAGUUUAUUACUUUUUAUUAUUCUCGAAUAUUAUUUCACAAUCGUUUCUUAUACUAUAUUUUAUAAUCAAUAUGCUUAAUAUUAGGAUUGCGAAAGUUUCUGGAGAUGCUAUUUUAAAACUUUUGAUUAUACUUUUAAAGAAACUGGAGCAGUGGGUAUUUUUUUAAAUAAUUUUUUAAAUUUUUUAUAUAUAUUUUUUUUUUUAGGUAAAUUCCUAUUUGAAGAAAACAGCUUAAAGGAAGUUGGUGGAAAUCAAGACGAUUAUAAUGGUGUCAAUUAAAAUUUAAAAUCUUUGUAUUUUGAAAGAUUUGCUUUUGAUAAUCUUUUGAAUAUUGUACUUGUAUUGAUUGUUAUGAAUAUGAUUGGUGGUAUUAUUAUUGAUAAAUUCAAAGAACUUAAAGAUAAACUAGAUUCUAAAAUUAUUGACGAAAAUAAAUAUUGUUUUAUUUGCGGCCUUGACAGAUAAACUUUGGAUAAAGGAAGCGAAUAAGGAGGAUUCUUUUAUCAUAUUAAAGUUGAACAUAAACAAUGGAAUUAUAUUUUCUAUUAAGCUUAUUUGAAACAAAAAUAAACUACAGAAUUUAAUGGAAACGAAUCUUAUAUUUAUAAAAAAAUUAAUAAUUUUGAUAUUAGUUGGAUUCCUAAAAAGCGGACAAAAUAAAUUAAAGAUAUUCAAGAUUUAGAAGAAGAAAAAAUGGAAAUCGUUGGUUCUGCUAAGAAUAAUAUUAAAAAUAAUAAUAAUUUUUAAAAAUCAACCAUAAUUGAAUAAAAUUCUUCCUAUCUUAUCCACAAGCCCUUAGUCGCCUGCAUCUAAUAUUUUCAUAUCCAAGAACUCACUAUCACCAACUCCAAUAAUAAUGAUUGA